GGAGCAGGACAAGGCAGCGCGAAGGAAGAGAAAGAGGGAAGGAAAAGUGACCGAGAGGUCACCGAGAAUCCUCACCCUGGUGCAGCGGGAAUCGCCCCGAGAGCAGCCUCCCCGCGAAAGAGCCUCAGCCUGCCUGGAAGAUGCUGAGAUUGUGCAGGAGCCGCUCGGGGGCCCUGCUGCUGACUUUGCUGCUUCAGGCCUCCAUGGAAGUGCGUGGCUGGUGCCUGGAGAGCAGCCAGUGUCAGGACCUCACCACGGAAAGUAACCUGCUGGCGUGCAUCCUGGCCUGCAAGCCCGACCUAUCGGCCGAGACGCCCGUGUUCCCCGGCAACGGCGACGAGCAGCCGCUGACCGAGAACGCCCGGAAGUACGUCAUGGGCCACUUCCGCUGGGACCGCUUCGGCAAUCGGAACGGCAGCAGCGGCGGCGGCGCAGGCCAGAAGCGCGAGGAGGAAGUGGCGGCGGGCGCCGGCCCCGGGCCCCGCGGCGAUGGCGCCGAGCCGGGCCCGCGCGAGGGCAAGCGCUCCUACUCCAUGGAGCACUUCCGCUGGGGCAAGCCGGUGGGCAAGAAGCGGCGCCCGGUGAAGGUGUAUCCCAACGGCGUCGAGGACGAGUCAGCCGAGGCCUUCCCCCUCGAGUUCAAGAGGGAGCUGGCCGGGGAGCGGCCCGAGGCGGCGCUCGGCCCCGAGGCCCCGGCCGAGGGCGCGACCGCCCAGGCCGAGCUGGAGUAUGGCCUGGUGGCGGAGGCCGAGGGGGCCGAGAAGAAGGACGGGGGCCCCUAUAAGAUGCAGCACUUCCGCUGGGGCAGCCCGCCCAAGGACAAACGCUACGGGGGCUUCAUGACCUCGGAGAAGAGCCAGACGCCCCUGGUGACCCUGUUCAAAAACGCCAUCAUCAAGAACGCCCACAAGAAGGGCCAGUGAGGGCGCCGCGGGCCAGGGGCUUCUCUUCCUGGGAAGUCAACCCUAAAGCUCCUCUCCUUUCCUUCCUUCCUGCCACGUCGCAGCCUAGGUGUGGAGUUGCCCAGGCGGUGAUGGUGGCAGGUAUUCUGUCUCUUAAAGCUGUCUGUAGCUAGGAAAUAAAACCUUUCAAGUUUCA
This is a messenger RNA of Camelus dromedarius (Arabian camel), 1098 nucleotides long. It is a transcript of the gene POMC, whose product is annotated as proopiomelanocortin. The record is from RefSeq and is a predicted model, not a curated record. Lineage: Eukaryota; Metazoa; Chordata; Mammalia; Artiodactyla; Camelidae. The coding region runs from base 141 to 923 and encodes 260 amino acids. Gene Ontology annotation, cellular component: extracellular region; secretory granule. Gene Ontology annotation, biological process: regulation of corticosterone secretion. Gene Ontology annotation, molecular function: hormone activity; G protein-coupled receptor binding. The transcript has 3 exons.